Molecule: messenger RNA, 2299 nt
Organism: Neolamprologus brichardi
Lineage: Eukaryota; Metazoa; Chordata; Actinopteri; Cichliformes; Cichlidae
Source: RefSeq, a predicted model, not a curated record
GCGCUGUCGUCGAAGAUUGUGUGUUUAGGAAGAUGCGUGCCUUUAUCUAAAUAAAUUGAAAAUUCUGUCUAAAAUAUUUCUCCGCAAUUAUAGUUUAUUUUUAAAAGAUAUUAAUAGUUUUAAAACAUUUAUUAUAACGGUUAUUGAGGUAUUUGAGGGACCAACAUUAUAAUUUCUGACAUACCCUGACAUUUUCAGGCGGAGUGAGUGGUCUGUUUGUUUGCUUCCUCUCUGGUCACAAGCGUGCUCAGUUUCGUGUACAGCAGUAAUGCUGCACUUUAGCUUAAAUAAAUACCGUUUAUUCCAUAUGUUUGCGUACUCGCACAUUCUGCCUGCCCUUUAACUUUAACCAAACUACAAGUCAGCAGCACUGUAAACAUGGCGGGAGUUAUCCGGAGGCUCGACGAGACUGUUGUCAACCGCAUUGCUGCGGGAGAAGUUAUUCAGCGUCCUGCCAACGCCGUCAAAGAAAUGAUUGAAAACUGUGAUAAGGAGGACAUGGAAAUCGUUUGUGAGAGGUUCACCACGAGCAAACUUCAAACUUUUGAGGACCUUUCGAGUAUCGCAACCUAUGGAUUCAGAGGAGAGGCCCUUGCUAGUAUAAGCCAUGUUGCCCAUGUGACCAUAACCACAAAGACUGCUGAUGCAAAGUGCGCUUACAGAGCCAACUACAGCGAUGGCAAACUAAAAGGCCCUCCCAAACCAUGUGCUGGAAACCAGGGAACGCAGAUCCUUGUGGAGGAUCUUUUCUAUAACGUCUCCACCAGGAGAAAAGCUCUAAAGAGCCCGAGCGAUGAGUACUCCAGGAUUGUAGAAGUGGUCGGCAGUUUCUUGAGUUACAACCUUGAAUCACUGUUGCUUUCUAACUUUCACAGCUUAGAAAUCGCUCCUCAGAAUGUGGAUGUUAAUGUUCAUCCCACUAAACAUGAAGUGCACUUCCUGCAUGAGGACAGUGUCAUCGAGAGCGUUCAGAAGCACAUCGAGAGCAAACUCCUGGGCUCCAACUCCUCACGUACAUAUUUCACUCAGACGUUGUUGCCGGGACUGUCAGUCUCAGGUAACACGGAGGUUAAGGCCUCCAGCACCACAUCGGAGUCUAGCGAGCGAGUCUACGCACAUCAGAUGGUGAGGACCGACUGUCGCACACAGAAGCUAGAUGCCUUCCUCCAACCGAAGGAAAAGCCGCUCCCUGAUCCCGAGCCUGCUGGUCCCAGCAGUGGGCAGACUGCGAUCAAAGCCAUCCAGGCGGACAGCAUAGAGAUGGACGAUGUAGAUGACUCAGACAUGCUGGAGGCGCUGGCUGAACAGGAAGCAGAGGUGCCAAAGGGCGAGGAACAAGGCAGCGUCGGUGCUCUUGAUAAUCAGAGGAAGCGACCGAGGACAGAGCAGAAAGAGCAGCAGCAGGAAGAAGGCGAGGACUUGACGGCCGCAGCCACGCCCAAGAGACGAGUGAUCAAACUGAACAGCAUCAAAGAGCUGAGAGCUGAGAUCACAGAGAACACGCACAAAGGUCUUCAAGAAAUGAUGCAGAACCACUCGUUUGUGGGCUGCGUCAAUCCCCAGUGGUCUCUGGUGCAACAUCAUACUAAGCUCUACCUGCUCAACACCAACAAACUCAGCCAGGAGCUUUUCUACCAAAUACUCAUUUAUGACUUUGGAAAUUUCGGUGUACUCAGACUGUCUACCCCAGCACCUCUUUAUGACUUGGCCAUGUUGGCUUUGGAGUCAGAGGAGAGCGGCUGGACUGAAGAGGACGGUCCCAAAGAAGGCCUGGCUCAGUACAUAGUGGACUUCCUGAAAAAGAAAGCGGAGAUGCUAGAGGACUACUUCUCCAUGGAGAUAGACCAGGAAGGAAACCUACUAGGACUCCCGCUGCUCCUUGACAACUACACCCCAGUCAUGGAGGGUCUCCCCAUGUUCAUCCUGCGCCUGGCAACUGAGGUGAACUGGGACGGUGAAAAGGACUGUUUCAGAGACUUCAGCAAAGAGUGCAGCAUGUUCUACUCCAUCAGGAAGCAGUACAUCCUGGAGGCCGAGCCAGGAGAGGAGCAGGGCACUGAGGUGAACUCUUGGCGGUGGAAAGUCGAACACCUCAUCUUUAAAGCUUUCCGAACCCUCUUAAGUCCUCCGAAGAGCUUCAGCGAGGAUGGCACUGUGCUGCAGAUCGCCAACUUACCCGAUCUGUACAAAGUGUUUGAGAGGUGUUGAAACUGCUCAUCAUGGCUGAAAAAAAUCAACUAUAUAAGCUCUUUUUCUUUUUUCUUAAAUAACACAUACUGUAAAUAAAUACUUUAUAGAA